GUAAAAGUAUUUUAUCGACGGAAUUAAAGAAGUGAAGGAAAAAGGUUUUCAUACAAAACAGAAAAAAAUUUUUAAUGUAAAAACGAAAAGAAGUGUGGAAGGGGGAAAAUCUUAAGUUUCCUCAUUGCCUUUGUAACUGAGUAUAUAUUUCAAUGAAUGCAGUUGAUUAAUGUUCGCAGUUUUAUAUUAUCUGUUAUACUAGACACAUACUUGGAAUGCACAUGGCCUGCGAUAAACUGUAGACUGCAAAAGCAAGUUUUCUCACGUAUUUUAAAUGACAUUGCCUACAGAACUAAGGCUUUUAUGACAAUAUAUUUUAGAGUUGCAAAUAAGAUGACAACAAAUAUAAAAUUCAUUUUAUUAGCACUCAUAAUUAUUUCAUUCUCGGAAGGAAAAUCGCAAUCUUGGUUAGACUUAUCAUUUCUUCAAGACGAAUUUUUGAAUUCUUUUUUUCCUAAGAAUUCUGGUUUAGUGAAAGUAAGAAGAUUAAAUCAAACCGAAAGAAUGACGAUCAAUGCAAAAGUAUUGGAUUUUGUUGGCCUGGUAGAACAAUAUGAUUAUUCCGCUGAAGAGCAUAAUGUCAUAACAGAAGACGGUUAUAACUUGACAAUACACAGGAUAACUGAAAGUCCAUUGUCGGUUAACAAAAAAAAGAAGGAAAUUAUAUUUCUUCAACAUGGUAUUUUGGCUUCAUCUGAUUGCUGGGUAAUGUAUGGUCCUGGCAAAGAUCUUGCGUUUCUAUUGGCAGAUCAAGGAUAUGACAUAUGGUUGGGAAAUAUGAGAGGAAAUUCUUACUGUAGAUCGCAUGUAAAUAUGACGAUAUAUGAUCGCAAAUUCUGGCAGUAUAGCUUUCACGAAGUUGGAACAAAAGAUCUAUCGGCUAUGUUCGAUUAUAUAUUUAAUCAUACAAAACAAAAAGAUUUAUACUAUAUCGGUCAUUCAAUGGGUACUACUUCGUUAUUUGCUCUUCUGUCAACAAAACCGGAAUACAAUAUAAAAAUAAAAAUGGCUAUUUGUCUGGCUCCAGUUGCUCUUUGGAUAAAAGUAACACCUACAUUUAGCGAAGUUGUUAACAUUCUUCCAACAAUGAAAGAAAUUCUAGGAAAGCAUGAAAUAUACGAUGCCUUCCCACAAUCUUUAAUGUCCGUUAUAAUAGCAAGAACGUUAUGUAAAGAUAAUGCAAUUACUCAGAGUAUUUGCGUCACGUUAUUAUUCCUAAUCGUUGGUUCUGAUCCAGCACAACUUAAUACUACAACCCUGCCAGAUUUGAUUUCUCAUUUGCCAGCCGGUACUUCCUUACAAACAUUUGAGCAUUAUUACCAAAAUAUACGUGCGAAUGAUUUUCAAAACUAUGAUUAUGGAAUAGCUGAAAAUUAUAAACAAUAUAAACAGAAAAUGCCCCCAAGUUAUGAUCUCAAAAAGAUUACUGCUCCAAUCGUUUUGUUUUAUGGAGCAAAUGAUGUGAUUGUUAGAAAAGAGAAUGUGCUUGAACUAAGCAAACGCUUGCCAAACAUACUUUUAACUGAAGAAGUCCCAUAUAAACUCUUCAAUCACGUAGAUUUCUUGUGGGCAAUUAAUGCAAAAAUUAUUUUAUACAAUCGUAUAUUAGAACUAAUACAAAAGUUUAAUAAUAACCAAAAUAUAUCUAUGAAAUAAAUCUAAUCGAUGAAUAUAAAUUAGAAAUCCUUAUUUUUCUUUGUUUUAAUUUGAAAUAAUGAUAAACGAAAAUCACUCAAAAAUCGAUACACAUAUAUUUGUUUUACAGAUUUUUUAAAAUCAUUUUUCGUUUACCAACAUUUCAAAUUAGAACAUAAUAACAGAUGGGGAUUUCUAAUUUUACAUUCUUGUGUACGUGUGUUUGCAUAUGUGUACAUAUAUUUUUUCAUUUGUGUACUAAUUGCCAUAUAAUUAAUGUAAAAUUAUUAAUUAUAUGUGCUGCGAUAAGAUGGUGACAACGAUACAUUCAUAUUAAAUUACUAUUAAUUUAAAUGGUAAAUAGGUAAAUGAUUAAACGAUAUAUAGAUUAUACAUAUUUAAAAGUGCAUCACCUCAUUUUUAAACAGAAUAUAUACUUAAUUUUGUUGCGUAAAAACAAAUCAGUGCUACCUUUGAUAUUAUUAAGCGAAUUUAAUAAUAAUAUGAAAUAGGAAACUCUGUUUUGAAAUUAUUCAAAAUAAUAAAGAAAACGUUCGCUUUGGUAUAGUCAUGA
Messenger RNA from Monomorium pharaonis (pharaoh ant), 2209 nucleotides. Its product is annotated as lipase 3. Lineage: Eukaryota; Metazoa; Arthropoda; Insecta; Hymenoptera; Formicidae. Gene Ontology annotation, biological process: lipid metabolic process. The record is from RefSeq and is a predicted model, not a curated record. Gene Ontology annotation, molecular function: hydrolase activity, acting on ester bonds. The transcript has 9 exons. The coding region runs from base 157 to 1656 and encodes 499 amino acids.